This is a messenger RNA of Peromyscus eremicus (cactus mouse), 1833 nucleotides long. It is a transcript of the gene Pitpnc1, whose product is annotated as phosphatidylinositol transfer protein cytoplasmic 1. The record is from RefSeq and is a predicted model, not a curated record. Gene Ontology annotation, biological process: phospholipid transport. The transcript has 9 exons. Gene Ontology annotation, cellular component: cytoplasm. Bases 797 to 1795 code for a protein of 332 amino acids. Gene Ontology annotation, molecular function: phosphatidylinositol transfer activity; phosphatidylinositol binding. NCBI's taxonomy places the organism in Eukaryota, Metazoa, Chordata, Mammalia, Rodentia, Cricetidae.
ACUGCAGCUCCGCGCGGUCUCUCCAGACGCGGCGAGGUAGCUGCAAACUCACGGGCACGCACGGCGCUCGCAGAGCCGAGGGACUCGGGGGAGGGGACGCGCGCAAGGCGCUGGCAGCCACCCUCCGAGGUUGGAGACACCCGGGGCCCAGAGCAGGGGAGAGCCCUGGCGGCCACGGCUUCCCUUUUCUUUCCCAGCUGAGCUCUGGAGAGACUCGGGGACUAGCCCUAAAAAGAGCAGGAAAUCUUGUUUACCGCCCGGGGAGAGGAGACCAGCGAGCCUUUGUUUGGAAAGUCAGCAUCGCCGGCUCCCGCGGCAAUGUGUUCCUGGUGACAUUAGCCCAGGGUAGACGGGUCGGAGGAAAAGGGGGCUCACAAGGUUCAGCUCUGCUUUCGGACGAGGAUCGAGAGGGUGACUUUUGUGCAUUUGUUUGAAUUUGUGGAAAUCUUUCCCCCUUUUCUCUUGCCCGCUGCCGGGCAUGUCCUGAUCUGGUGGCCGCGCCUACCAGCCCAGGGCUGUCGAUCGGAGCUGUCUCCCGCGGGUCUCCCUCCCUCAGUCCCUGACUUUGCAAUACCGGGAGGGCUGAUCUCCGCGAGGAAGGAGGCGGGGGAGUCACAGACACCGGGAUUCGAAGCUUGACAUGCUCCGGGGCGGACCGGAGGCAGCCAGGAGCUGAGCGCACCGCCGGGGCUGCUUUGCUUGCCGGCUCCCAGUGCCCUUGCCUUCCACUGGGCGCCAACCUUGCUCAUCUGUUGGGACGCCCCCUUCUUCCCCGCGGUCCGCGGCCGGCAGGACCAUGCUGCUGAAGGAGUACCGAAUCUGCAUGCCGCUCACCGUGGACGAGUACAAAAUCGGACAGCUGUAUAUGAUCAGCAAACACAGUCAUGAGCAGAGUGACCGGGGAGAAGGGGUGGAGGUUGUGCAGAAUGAGCCCUUUGAGGACCCUCACCAUGGCAAUGGGCAGUUCACUGAGAAGCGAGUCUAUCUCAACAGCAAACUGCCUAGCUGGGCUAGAGCUGUUGUUCCCAAAAUAUUUUAUGUGACCGAGAAGGCUUGGAAUUAUUACCCCUAUACAAUCACAGAAUACACAUGUUCCUUCCUGCCGAAAUUCUCCAUCCACAUAGAAACCAAGUAUGAGGACAACAAAGGAAGCAAUGACAGUAUUUUUGACAAUGAAGCCAAAGACCUGGAAAGAGAAGUGUGUUUUAUCGAUAUAGCCUGUGAUGAAAUUCCGGAACGCUACUACAAAGAAUCUGAGGAUCCUAAGCACUUCAAGUCUGAGAAGACAGGCCGGGGGCAGCUGAGAGAAGGCUGGCGGGAUAGCCAUCAACCCAUCAUGUGCUCCUACAAGCUGGUGACCGUCAAGUUCGAGGUGUGGGGCCUUCAGACCCGAGUGGAGCAGUUUGUGCACAAGGUGGUCCGAGACAUCCUGCUGAUUGGACACAGACAGGCCUUUGCAUGGGUUGAUGAGUGGUACGACAUGACAAUGGAUGAAGUACGAGAAUUCGAACGAGCCACUCAGGAAGCCACCAACAAGAAAAUCGGCGUUUUCCCACCCGCCAUUUCCAUCUCCAGCAUCGCCCUGCUGCCUUCCUCCGUGCGCAGCGCCCCGUCCAGCGCCCCGUCCACCCCCCUCUCCACAGAUGCGCCAGAAUUUCUGUCCAUUCCCAAAGACCGGCCCCGGAAAAAAUCUGCUCCGGAGACACUCACACUUCCGGAUCCCGAGAAAAAAACCACCCUGAAUUUACCUGGUGUCCACUCUUCUGAAAAGCCAUAUCGGCCCAAAUCAGAGUAACUUCACGUGAACAUCCCAUUGGGUUUUAUAUUUUCAGU